Messenger RNA from Dendronephthya gigantea, 1497 nucleotides. Its product is annotated as interleukin enhancer-binding factor 2-like. The record is from RefSeq and is a predicted model, not a curated record. The transcript has 17 exons. Lineage: Eukaryota; Metazoa; Cnidaria; Anthozoa; Malacalcyonacea; Nephtheidae. Bases 79 to 1338 code for a protein of 419 amino acids.
CCGAGUGGUUGUGUCUCGUGUUUAUUAUUGUAAUUUGUAAGGAUUUUGGUUGGUUUUUUCAGCUUUUUUUAAAUAAAAAUGAGGGGUAAAGGUGGAAGACGUGGUGGUCGAGGUGGCCAUAUACCCCAAGCAUUUUUUAGACCUGCCCCUGGACAAAAAUUUGUGGUUACACAUUCACCAUUUGAUCUUUUUAAGGCAUCCGGAGCAUUUCAAAGAGCUGCUCCAGAGGCUGAUGAAUCUGCUUUGACCCAGGCUCUCUUAAAACGAAACCAGGAACUUACACAGUCUUCACAUGAACAGGCAGCUGUGCUAAACAUGGUCACAAAAGUAACAGAUAUGAUUGACAUACUUAUUGUCAGUCCAGAUGCCGCAGAGUUGGGCAUUGAAGAAGUUCGACCAGUUGGUUCCUAUAAGAAAGGCACAAUGUUGGCAGGUCAUCCUAUUGCUGAUCUUGCUGUUAUACUUAAAAGAUUACCAACCAUUGAAAGCAUACAACAAGUUGCAGACAGAAUUCUAAUUGGACUGAGAGAACCAAGUUUAGGUUUGGACGAAGUCACCCUUCAGGUUAAUGAAGGAGGUUUUAACUUAAGUUCUGGCGGUGUCGUCGUGAGAAUAUUGAUAACGACUUUACCAAAAAAUCUUCGGGACGCAAAACCAGAUACACACGUCGAUGUAAAACUCCUUGAGGGUGCAUUAGCAACGAUACGACACUCGAGAUGGUUCGAGGAAAAUGCUUUCCACACGACAGUUCGAAUUUUGGUCCGAUUACUGAAGGAUAUGAAAAACAGAUUUAAUACAACCGGCUUGCAAGGCCUUACGCCCUGGUUGAUCGACCUUCUGGCACACAGGGCAACAGUUUCGGUGUCAAAUGAACCUGUCACAAUCAACGUCGCGUUCAGACGAGCACUGCAGUUAUUGGCGUCGGGACUAUUCCUUCCAGGAUCUAUUGGUAUUAUCGAUCCUUGUGAGUCUGGAAAUGUCCGAGCUCACAGUGUACUAAGCUUGGAAGAACAGGAUGCCAUUGCCACAUCUGCUCAAACUCUCCUACGAUGUUUAUCCCAUGGCGCUGUUAAAGAAGUUCUUGGCUCGGUAUCAGAAGGUGUUCCUUCCGUUGCUGUGGAUUCGGAGGUGACGAGCUGGGGCGGUGUUAUCGUCACACCCGGCACGAAAGCUUACGAAAAGGAAGAGAAACCAGAGGAGGGUGAGACGAUGGAGAGCGAAGAAUCUGCUGAAACCUCGGGGGAGGCAACGAGCGAGAACCCCACCUCUGGAACCCCCACUUCUGCCGAGGUGGAAGACGCCGAAGCUGAAGAAAAAAUGGAAACAAUGGCUUCGUGAAUUGAGUGAUUUUACGAAUACGUACUGCAAAUAUUAUCGUGAUCUUUCUAGCCUGUCAAUUUUGCGUCGACAAACUAUACACUAGACUUUACUUGUGUUUUAUGCUAAAUUUUAGUUUGGAGUGAACGUAUUGUAAAUUAAACUGUAGUCGAGACACCA